Molecule: messenger RNA, 1390 nt
Organism: Carassius auratus (goldfish)
Lineage: Eukaryota; Metazoa; Chordata; Actinopteri; Cypriniformes; Cyprinidae
Product: SAFB-like transcription modulator
Exons: 6
Coding region: 267-1295 (342 amino acids)
Cellular component (GO): cytoskeleton
Source: RefSeq, a predicted model, not a curated record
UCCAAUACAGCACCGCCAGCAGUUUUAGUCCAACAGUUUCGGGACUCGAGUUAGUAAACAUGACAAGUGACAAUGUAAAAAUGAAAGAGAGGACAUCUAGUCCUAUCUUAGUUUCUCCAUCAAUCUGGAUUUGACUGUCGACCAUCACUAAACCAUUAAUUCCCCUUUCUGUGAAACUACAGUUUUACGAAGAAACGAUUUGAAGUCAUUUUAUCGUCUGUAAACAAGCACAUACUAAAAGUGCCCUUCGCUCGUGCACUAGCGCCAUGAGUAGCGCACUUGAUGACUCAAAGACAACAGACGCAAGUAUGGACCACGAACUUUACACUGUACAGAGUCCCUCUGAUGACAUCAAGGAUGGCCCAGAUCAUGCGGAAUUCAUUUAUAAAAUGUCAAAUGAAGAAUUCGUUAGAUUCGUGAAGUUACGCGUGACCAAUGACUCACUUUUCACUGGAAAGAGAAAUUCUUCAACUUUGGCUUAUAGGGCCAUCUUGAAAGAGCUGGGUCUCCAGAGGGAAAUUUCUGCCAGCCAGGCCAGGAGGAAAUGGGAAAACCUUAAGAUGAAGUAUAAGGAAAUGAAGAAUCCCCCACCUGGCGUCUCGGUGAACCCCACUAACUGGCCGUGGUUCUCCCUCAUGGACGACGCCAUGGAGGGUAGACUCGCGGGAAGUGAAGUCACUCUAGACACUUCCACAGUGGGCGACGAUAGCGAGUAUCGGCCGAACAACACCUCGCGCAAGAGGAGCAAGAGAGCGCGUGAGCCGGACAGAAGCGAGAUCGAGCUGUUCGUCGAGGAGGAUGAUAUGAUGUCUGAAGAGAUGGGGCGAGACAGGGUCGAGCUGGACAGAGACAGGGACGAGAUGGAGCAGGAGAGGGCCAUCCUAGAGAGCGACAAAGCCGCUAUUGAAUAUGAGAGGAUGGUCCUGGAGCGGGAAAAGAUGGUUUUAGAUCGAGAAAGAGCGGGAGUGGAAAGAGAACUCGCAGCAUUGGACCGAGACAGGGCCUCUCUGGAGAGAGAAAAGGCCGCUGUGGAGAGAGACAGGGCUUCUGUGGAGUACAUCCGAGCUCAGCUGGAAAAAGAACGAGCGAUUCUUGACAGAGAAAGGGCAAAGCUUGAACGAGAGCGUGCCAUACUAGAGCAGCAGCGUGGGAUGGAAAAAGAGGAGCAGACGGCUAAUUUGAACGAUAAUACAGAAGGAACUGACACCUCGAUUCCUUUAGUGAUGGAACCAGCUUCCUUAGAGAGGAGGCAGAAAUUCCUCAACCUGUUUGAAAAGCUCAUUGAGAACUUCUAAAAUGGAACUGAAUGUUCUGAAUGCGAACCGUUAUGUAUAUGUUAUUAUUUUUGUACACCUUCUGUUUGAAGUAAAACCGUUUUCUGUUCCCAGAA